Molecule: messenger RNA, 3305 nt
Organism: Trichosurus vulpecula (common brushtail)
Lineage: Eukaryota; Metazoa; Chordata; Mammalia; Diprotodontia; Phalangeridae
Gene: CHKA
Product: choline kinase alpha
Exons: 13
Coding region: 1209-2216 (335 amino acids)
Biological process (GO): CDP-choline pathway; phosphatidylethanolamine biosynthetic process
Cellular component (GO): cytoplasm
Molecular function (GO): ethanolamine kinase activity; choline kinase activity
Source: RefSeq, a predicted model, not a curated record
GAGAAGAACCUUGGGAUAGUGGUGGAACCUUUUGUGUGAGAAGACUGGAACUGCCCACAAAAAGACCCUGAAGGAUCAGUCCCUUAUCUGGUGACCUAAUUCAUUUUCCAAGGCCACUGCCUCUGGGUAGGCCUGCUUCCCUACCCCCUUCUGGGAAACUCCCAGACUCAUAACAACAUCCAUACUUGUGAUUUCUAGAACUUAGGUGUCCCUGAGAGGUUUGAGAGCCAGGAGGUGCCUAGGAGAUCAUAGAAUCCAGUCCCGUAAUUUUAUACAGAGGGAAACUGAGGGCCCGGUAGGAAAGGAGCCGAGCCCAAGGUCACUCAGGUUGCUAAGAGUAAUCCUAGAGGCAGACCUAACUCCCAGACCCAGGGUACUGGGAAUCUCCAUGAAUUCAGUUCCUCUUUCUUGUUUGAAGAGAUGUCGUUAGGCUUUGGCUCCCAAGAAUACUUUUUAAAAACCCUUAGAAUGUAUGCCUCUUUAAAGACAUGUUUAAAGGGAAAAGAAAGUUCUUAUGAUAGUCACAUUCAGAUGUCAAUCGUAAAACAUCCAGAAAACUGCUGUCUUGGAACUUUGUCCAUGGGAAAAGAAGGUAUGUCCUUGGUAUGGGUUGCUUUGGCUUAGAAUCUGUAGCUUUUAUUUAAAAUCCUUAGGGUGGUUAGGGUGUGAAUUCUUGUACGGUUUUCCAUUGGAUUUGCUUGAGGCCGGUUCAGCCCACCGAGCACACAGGUAACCUGGCCCAAUGGGCAGAGUGCAGUGAGAUGGCCUCCUUAAUCCGUACAGCCAGCAGAGAAAUCAAAGGUAUACACAGUACAUCAAACCCUCUUCAGUUGUCAGUGGGGUGAUACUGGGGGUGGAGGGUGAUACCCACGCAAUGCCCAGGCCCAAAUCUAGUCAGUUUCAAUUUCUGUGCCUUGUAGCAGACUGCCAAGAACGUAACACAUGUAACCAAUGUGACCUUCACUUCCUCUUUAUAGCCCUAGAAGCUACGGCCCUGUGGAAUCCCCUUGACGAGUACUGUCUAGUCCUGAGUUUCAUUGCCACCAGAUGGACUUUCUUACUUGUGCUGUUAGUGAACCUCCCUAGGCAGGCUUCAUUGUGGUGACCUGUGAUGGUUUGAGCGUGCUACCUUGUACCUUUCAUCUCAGACGGAAUGGAUGCGGUGGGUGCACCAUCAGUCCGUCAUUGUGUGAGGUGGCCUCAGCAACAUGCUCUUCCUCUGCUCCUUACCUGACUCUGUCCAGUCUGUCUCAGACGAGCCCCGGAAAGUGCUUCUGCGCCUGUAUGGUGCCAUUCUACAGAUGAGAUCCUGUAAUAAAGAAGGCGCUGGACAAGCCCAGAACGAGAAUGCAUGCCAAGGUGCCGAGGCCAUGGUGCUGGAAAGUGUUAUGUUCGCCAUUCUUGCUGAGCGGUCCCUUGGCCCAAAGCUGUAUGGAAUCUUUCCCCAAGGCCGCCUGGAGCAGUUCAUCCCGAGCCGUCGGUUAGACACUGAGGAGUUAAGUUUGCCAGAUAUAUCUGCAGAAAUAGCUGAGAAAAUGGCCACGUUUCACGGAAUGAAGAUGCCGUUCAAUAAAGAACCCAAAUGGCUUUUUGGAACCAUGGAAAAAUAUUUAAAUCAAGUUCUGAGAAUUAAAUUUACCAGAGAAUCCAGAGUUAAAAAACUAAACAAACUCCUCAGUUAUAAUCUGCCUUUGGAAAUGGGAAAUCUAAGGUCUUUGCUGGAAUCAACAACGUCGCCAGUGGUGUUUUGCCAUAAUGACUGCCAAGAAGGGAACAUCCUCCUUCUGGAAGGUGAGGAGAACUGGGGAAAACAGAAGCUGAUGCUCAUCGACUUUGAAUACAGCAGUUAUAAUUACAGAGGCUUUGACAUCGGCAAUCACUUCUGCGAGUGGAUGUAUGACUACACUUAUGAAAAGUACCCUUUCUUCAGAGCCGACACCUUGAAGUACCCCACCAAGAAACAGCAGCUUCAUUUUAUUUCUAACUACUUGGCUGCCUUCCAAACUGGAUUUGAAAACCUCAGCAACGAAGAAAAGUCCAGGAUGAAGGAAGAAAUGUUGGUGGAGAUCAACAGGUUUGCCUUGGCCUCCCAUUUCUUCUGGGGACUUUGGUCAAUUGUACAAGCCAAAAUUUCAUCUAUUGAGUUUGGGUACAUGGACUACGCACUAACCAGGUUUGAUGCCUAUUUUGACCAGAAGAGGAAACUGGGCGUGUGAACCUUGGAGCCACUUGAAGCAGGGGGUCCCUGCACUGUUUGUAUGAAGAGAGCAGCUGGGCGGGAUUUCUCCUCUGUGCUUGACUCGUGCACCUGCAGCCAAGGAGGCUUGGCCGCCUCCCUUGAGAACCCCGAUGUGUGUGAGACUACAGAGACUAUUAAAGUUGAGUGACGUUGAUUUCCCAUCUCGUUGACGAUUUCCCUAGGAGUCUUUGACAUGAGAUGGGGAAGCAAACCAGAUUGAGUGAGUCGAGUGUCUCAUCAUCUUUUACUCCUCCUUCCGGCAGGUGGGGAGCUUUUCCCCCACACACACCAAGAGCAAGCAGCGUUCGGGGCAGGGGGGCUGUUUUUUAUUGUUUCAUGGUUAUGUAUUUUUUUAAACGGGCUGGUAAAGGUUGUGGCCAGGAUGUUUGGCGGUAGCCGUAUAUUGUAGACACUACUAGCUUGCAGAAGGAACCAGGAGCUGCCCACGGCAUCACUUCUUGGAGGGCACGCUGUGUACACCUGCAGCUCUAGGACACUACUGUUCCAACCCUUGGGUCCAAAACACCAGCGCUCAAGAAAGCACAUCAACAGCUCACGCUGUAGCUUCCUUGUGACUGGUGAACUUGCUUUAUUAUCCAGAGGUAUCUUAUUGUAACUGGAAAGAACCCUCCCCACUCUGGCGGGGCUGCCAGUGGGGAGGGGCAGUUUACAUGUGCUUCCACCAGCUGAUGGGGCCCUAGGCCUCCCCCUAGUCUAGAGCCUCCUGUGUGGUGGGGAAGGGAGCGAGAGCACUUGGUCUUCCUCCUCCUCCCACCAUUUGUGGGGUGGGAAGGGAAUCCUCGUGAAGGUUGAGAAGCCCCAGCUACUGCCCCCACUUCUCCCUCCUGGCACCCCACUAGUACCAUGAUUGGGGUGACCAGUGGAGCUGUGCUCAGAAAUGGGGGCCCCAGAAGAAUCGCUGUGAAAUGUCCAUAGGUAUUAAACGACCCUUUGGGCUAAGCCUGGAGCUCUUUUUGACUCUGAACUUGUAUUUGAGUUUUGUGUGCAAACAUUUCAGCCACCACACAGAUUGUACUAUACUGAAAAUAAAAGUUAUAAAAUCAGA